Molecule: messenger RNA, 4411 nt
Organism: Bombus impatiens (common eastern bumble bee)
Lineage: Eukaryota; Metazoa; Arthropoda; Insecta; Hymenoptera; Apidae
Product: pyrokinin-1 receptor-like
Exons: 3
Coding region: 644-2227 (527 amino acids)
Biological process (GO): neuropeptide signaling pathway
Cellular component (GO): plasma membrane
Molecular function (GO): neuromedin U receptor activity
Source: RefSeq, a predicted model, not a curated record
AUAGACCAUACUUUAAACAGAUCGUAAAUUAGACUUCCAGAUUAAACGAAAUUGAACGCUUAAAAAUAAAAAUGAGAAGUUGCAAAUAAUUAUCCACGAGCCACGACUACGUAUUUUGAAGCUUAAUCUCCCUUAAAUCAAGUUCAACGUGCUCCGAGGACCCAGCAAAGUAAAUCACACGAGUAAGUUUACCCGAGAGACCACUCCGUUCAAGAAAAACAACUAACCAAUCUCCAACUUAGUUCGAACGAAUCAUUUCCAUUCUUCCAUCAAAACUUCAAAUUCUAUUAGCGAUACAAAAACUCUCUGACAACUCUCAAUUUAUUCCACGAUCAACUGAAAACGACGCAACCAGCUCUUCAAACAAAUCCAAACCGAUCUUCCCUACCGUUUCUAACGAAAGAGUUUUAAAAUUACGAUUUAAUAGGAAUUCCACGAUAUAUCGAAAAUGAUGCAAUCGGUUCUCUGAACCACAAGCAAACUAAAUUAAACUCGAUUUUAUUUCCAUUAAUAACAAAUCUCUAAAUCUGCCACUGAAAACGAUGGAAUCAAGUUUCUGAACCAAAGAAAACCAAUCAGUACCAACCCACGUACUUCUAUCAAAAACACACCAACGAUUCGCGUGGAAUGACCAGCCUUCACCAUGGAUCCUACAACUACCCUGGCUCCCAAAGUCAUUUCCUCCGCUCUCCAAACCUAUCUCCAAAACUUCACCGCUUUCACCAACACCACGAACACCGUUCUGCCUCUCAGAGACUCUUUAUAUAUCGUAAUACCAGUGACCAUAAUUUAUCUGUCGAUCUUCAUAACCGGUACAAUCGGAAACAUCAGCACGUGCAUCGUGAUCGCACGCAACAAGUCGAUGCACACAGCCACCAACUAUUAUCUAUUCAGCCUGGCGGUGUCAGACCUGUUGCUGUUAGUCUCUGGUCUCCCAGCAGAGAUCUAUAUGGUCUGGUUCAAGUAUCCGUACAUAUUCGGUGAAGUUUUCUGCGUUCUUCGUGGCCUGGCAGCGGAAACCUCCACGAACGCUUCGGUGCUGACCAUUACAGCGUUCACCGUCGAAAGAUAUUUGGCUAUUUGUCAUCCGUUCUUGUCGCAAACCAUGUCAAAGCUGACGAGAGCGGUGAAGCUGAUUCUUGUAAUUUGGUUAAUGAGUCUGUUGUUCGCAUUGCCACUGGCGUUGCAAGUCGGAGUUGUCCACCAUUACAGCAAUCCAAAGAUGGUGAUGUGUACCGUGAAGAGAGUUCUGGUCAAUUAUUCGUUCGAAUUGUCCACGUUCUUCUUCUUCGUGGUCCCGAUGAUUCUCAUUACGGUGCUGUACGCGUUGAUUGGACUGAAACUGAGGAAGUCGAAUAUGAUGAAGAGAAGCAGAGGCAGCGGCGAGAGUGGAAGCUGUAGGCAUCAUCCUGGAAAAUCGUCGAGGAGAGUGCUGAAGAUGCUUGUUGCCGUGGUGAUAGCCUUUUUUAUUUGUUGGGCGCCGUUUCACAUACAGCGACUGGUCGCCACACACGGGACGAACUCGGAGGACCACAUGAGCUCGAACAGCAAGUUGGACGAGUUCCUUUAUACCCUGAUGACCUACAUAUCUGGCGUACUCUAUUACGUGUCCACGUCGAUUAACCCGAUUUUAUAUAAUAUCAUGUCGAACAAAUUUCGAGUUGCGUUCAUGGAAACAUUGUCAAGGAGUUGCAGAAUCCCCGGCCUGGCGAUUCGCACGGAGCAACGAUCGUACUCGAGUCUGCCACGAUCGCAGCAGCGAGCGAUCGGCUCUAGAAACAUGGGAACAGGCGGCACCGGAAUCAUCCACGACAGCACCGACUGUUCCGGCAAUUCUGGCCACCACAGCCUAAAGCAGAACGCUCAGCCAUUGGCUGAGCAUCUUAACGCGGAGUCGACGCGGAACAACGUGGAUAAGAAGGACAACGAGGACAUCGGCAGACUGGAAGACUCGAAUGAGAUUAAAAACAAGGACGUCGGUUGUUGCAAGUGUUCGAGAAAAUCGAGGCCAGCCAGAUAUGCCACCGUGAAGCUUUCGAACGCGAGCCAAUCUGAGAAGAAAUGGUGGCGUUUGUUAAAGUGGUUCCCCGGCUUAAAGUCCUUGAAACUCGCCGGAAGAAGCACGUGCACCGUCCCGGAAAAUAGUCCUCUGAGAAGGUCAGAGCUUAGACGAGAGGAGAUCUCGAUGACUUUGUGGAAUGAAACGAACGAACAAAACACCGUUUGAGUUUUCCAGGGUGCGAUAUCGGUUUAGGUAGAAACGUUGAAAUUACGAAUGAUGAAAGUGGAACUUGGAUCGAAAUUAGUCUGUGGUUCGUGGCGAGUUCGCGAUGGUGACGGUGCUUCAAAUAGAUUAACUAUCCUCGCUUAAUUAUCGUUACGAUUAUUACAAAGUAACUGAGAAUUGCGAGAUUGAACUUUGAGCGAGUGAUCGCAGGUUAGACGUACGAAUGAAUUUUAUGGGAUGACGAGAGCGUACGACGAUAAGCUACAAAAAUAUUUUAGCUCGCUAAGCUGAUGCUGCAAGGGAAAAUGAGACUGUGUAAAUGCAAGUAAUAGGAGCUUUCUAUCUUUUUUUCUUUUUUCUUUUUUCUUUUUUUCUACGCGAGGAGGGGAAAAUGCACUUACGAAUACCCAGCAACUCGUGCGGCCGCUGGAUUACGUGGAACUCGGCAAAAUGAUAACGCCUCUACCCACUAAAAACCUCUCCUCUUUCUGAUAUCGGAUAGCUACACGAGGUCCAACCCCGUAACUGCCAUGAGCAUUACGUCGGGGUUGGCCUCUUUUGUAUCUCCUGGUUUGUUUCAUAAAUAGUCAAGUAAUUGGAACCUAACCUUCUGGCCUGGUGUAAAUAAAGCAGGCUUCAGAUCUUAAUUUUCACAUUCAGGAAUUAAAAUCAAUCUGAUCUGGUAUCUGAUCAUCUAUACGGUGAUAUGACCUAGGUCGAGGUAAAUUUAACUUCGUCCUAAUCUACGUCAGAUCUGAGCGAUAAAAUCUAACUAACUUCGAAUUGCAUCUAACUUAAUUUACAAAUGAUAAAAUUUCACUUCUUUUGUUCGCGCUUCAAGUAUUUGAGUUUGUAAAUCGUAAAAGAAGAAUGCUUUAAAAAUACUGUACAAUUCUAUGUUGCAAAGCCAACAAAUAGUUUUCCUUAUCGAGUAUUAAAAAGAAUAAAAAACCGUACUAUAUAACUGUACUGUAUAAAAAUUGAAAUUCGUAUAAAAUUUGACAAAAACCGUUCGUUUUAAAAAGUUUAUAAAGCAUCUCGGUUAGCUUAUCUGUGCAAACUUGUAUCUUCGUACAUUGUAGUUCUAAAAAUCAUUAGUUUAUCUCAUCCACAUCUGCUUGCGUUUUAGACGCACUACUAUCCAACUAAAAACACACACACGACUCACCUUUAUUUAAAAGAAAAACUAGGUUCGUGAAAAUGAUUAAAAAACUCGAACUAAUCGUCGAGCUAACGAGGUACAGUGUCAUUGUGUUACUUUUAACGUCAAAAAGUUGGUGAUGUUAUUGUAACGAGACGAACUCGUUAAUCCGAUCGAUUCAGAAGAAAUCACGAAUUCCACGUGGUUUACAGUAUAACUUUUGCUUCGAUAAUUGAGAAGCUUAGCCCAAAUGUUUCGAACUUCAAAAAGACUGAUCCUUAUUAACUAGAAUUUCUACAAGAAAUCACAUUUUCAUCGUAUUUCCCGCUGGUCGAUAAUUUACCUAUAGAAACUUUUAGGCGUUCUACAAUAUCGACCCGAGAUAAAUCUCGCUUAAUUAAAAAUAGACGAUUUUCGUUACCGUAUAAAAAACAAUUAAUCUAUGGAGAAUCAAUGAACGUUACUUAUGACAUUACAAAUUACGAUCAUUUCCGUUUUCCUUCUUCCUUCGACUUUUUUCUCAUUAGAAAGUAUCUAGUUUUUUAUUUUGUUUCAUUUCUCUUUUUAUGGUAUCACUGAUUCUUCGAAACGAUUUAGUAUCUACCGAUGAAAAUAAUAAACUUAAUUUUGUCUUCUAAAAAUGCAUGAACAUGUGUUGAGAGUAACGUUGUAAGUUUUAUUUGAUAAAUAUAACAUGAUUGAUUUGAUAAAAGAGUAACGCGUCCAAAAAAUCGCAACUUCCAAAGUAUUUGAAGAAAUUAACUCUAAAAGCGAACUAUUUAAAAAUAAUAAAUAUCGUUUACUAGAAUAGAAUAAUUAUCCAAUAACAUUAUACUAUUUAACAAGGACAACAUCACUGUUUAAGAUCAGACUUUAAUCCUUCUUCUAGUAGUAAACAAUACUAUUAAUCACAUUGUAAAAAAACAAAGUUUUCUUGCUAAAUAACAGAGUGAUUAAUUAUAUUCUAUUUCAAACUGUUUUCCUAAUGAUUGUGCCAAUCUUUUUGUAUCACUCUUCUAAUAAAUCGACAACAUGUGCAUUUA